AUGGUCCUUGUCAAUGUCAAUGUCCAUGUCCAUGUCCAUGAGUGCCGCCAUCCCCAGUCGACACUUGGACUUAGUCAUCCCUUGUUUGCUUCACAUCGUACACAAAGUACACGUCACGCCUCUAUCGUCAACUGCCGGCCUCCACCUCCUCCUGCGCCCAUCAUGUCUUCCCACUACAACUCCCACUACACCCUCCCUUUGCCCGUCCCCUCCCACAAGGGCCAACACUACCCAAGCUACAGCAGCACCUACUCUGUAUCGCCUCCAGAGACAGAUGAGUCCGUCAGCUCAGGCACCGGUCCAUCAUACAGCAACAGCGGCUACUCUGGCGGCUACUCGGUGGCCAACUCCAGCUACGCCGGAAGCAACAGCGGCGACUACGAGAGCACCCACCACUCGGCCAGCGGUGUCGACUUCAACGACUACAUGCAGGACCGCUUCGCCCAGACCUUUGACCCCAUCCCUCUUGACCGCAACAUUGCGGUCCAGGCGCAAACAUCCGGAAAGCUCAACGCAAAGCACCGUGAGCUGCUGGAGCUGCAAAAGAAGGCACAAGCUCGUCUCGCAAAGACGCGCGAGCGCUUCAACGAGGGUUACCGCGACGCUCAGGACGUGCGCGCGGACCUCGAGUGGACGCAGAAGAAAGUCUCAUCGCUCAAGAGCAAGACUUCUCGCAAGCACACCAAGGAGUACAGCAAGGCCCGCGCUCGCUAUCCGUCGCCCGAGUACUAG
Messenger RNA from Colletotrichum lupini, 732 nucleotides. RefSeq lists its product as uncharacterized. The record is from RefSeq and is a predicted model, not a curated record. Gene Ontology annotation, biological process: regulation of protein localization; endosome organization. The transcript is spliced from 4 exons. NCBI's taxonomy places the organism in Eukaryota, Fungi, Ascomycota, Sordariomycetes, Glomerellales, Glomerellaceae. Gene Ontology annotation, cellular component: BLOC-1 complex; endosome. The coding region runs from base 1 to 732 and encodes 243 amino acids.